Tinamus guttatus (white-throated tinamou) is the source of this 603-nucleotide messenger RNA. The record is from RefSeq and is a predicted model, not a curated record. Lineage: Eukaryota; Metazoa; Chordata; Aves; Tinamiformes; Tinamidae.
UGCUAAAACUUCCUUUUAUUUCUCUAGCAAUGGUUUUAUCUGAAAAAGCACAAGUUCAUACUCCGCUUCCCAAAAAAGUGAUCAAUGCAUCUCCAGCCACAUCUCUCUCUGUCAGAAAGGCUCUUGGAAAUGUGAACAGAACUUUAGAAGCAUCAAGUAAGAAGAAGCAGUUAAAAACAAAAAGUUGUCCUCAUACUGCAAAGAAGAUUACUGAAGAGAUGGCUGGAUUAGAAAGCUGUGAUGCAGUAGCUGAAGAAGCCUAUCCAGAAAUUGAAAAAAUGUUUCCCUAUGAUCCUCUAGACUUUGAGAGCUUUGAUGUUCCUGAAGAAAACAGCCUGAACAACCUGGUGCUGAGUGGUGUUCCCCUCAUGAUGUUUACAAGUCUGCCAGAUGUACUUCCAGAUAGGGUUCCUUCUCCUGUGAAGCUUCCACAAAUAUCAUGGGAGUCUGGCUUGCUACAAUCAAGUACUGAUUUCCUUUCUACUCUGGAUAACAUCAUUGAUAUGCCACCUCUGAAUUAUGACCCUUAAAGUAUAUUCUGAAACUUUUACUCAGUUAACUUCAUGUAGCUUUUUAUCUUUAAUAAAGGCUUGUCUAACUUGU